GCGGCGUUGGCAGCGGACGCUUCUGAGGAGCUCAGCUCAGGCAGGUCAUAAGACAAACACUAGAUUAUUCACAUACUAGACCGUACUUCAGUAUGAACAAUUAGACACCCCAGGUGUCCUAUAACGCAGAUGGCUAACUUCAAAGGCCAUGCUCUCCCAGGGAGCUUCUUCUUGAUAGUUGGACUGUGGUGGUCAGUGAAGUACCCACUGAAGAACUUUCACCAGAAGGGAAAGAACAGCAGGCUCAACCAUUACUACCAGCGUCUAGAGGUCAUCGAGGCUGCUGUCAGAAUUCUGUUUUCAGUCAUUGGGAUCCUGGCAGAACAGUUUGUUCCUGAUGGGCCCCACCUCCACCUCUACCAGGAAAACCACUGGAUGAAGCUAAUGAACUGGCAGCACAGCACCAUGUACUUAUUCUUUACAGUCUCAGGAAUCAUUGACAUGCUCACCUACCUUGUCUCCCACGUCCCCCUGGGGGUAGACAGAUUGGUUUUGGCUGUGGCAAUAUUCACUGAAGGUUUUCUCUUCUACUACCAUGUUCAUAACCGACCUCCACUGGACCAGCACAUCCACUCACUCCUGCUGUAUGCUUUGUUUGGAGGGAGUAUCAGUAUCUCCCUAGAGGUGAUCUUUCGGGACAAUAUUGUGCUGGAACUUUUCCGAACCAGUCUGGUUAUCCUUCAGGGAACUUGGUUCUGGCAGAUUGGGUUUGUGCUAUUCCCGCCUUUUGGAACACCUGAAUGGGACCAGAAAGACGAGACCAACAUCAUGUUCAUCACCAUGUGCUUCUGCUGGCACUACUUGGUUGCCCUCUGCAUUGUGGCCAUCAACUACUCUCUUGUUUACUGCCUUCUGACACGGAUAAAGGAACGUGGAGGAGAAAUCAUUGGGAUUCAGACACUGAAAUCCAAUCACACUUACCAGACUGCACUUUUGAGUGGCUCGGAUGAGGAAUGAGAUUAGGCUGUGGGGUUAUGGGAGACCUCCCAUCCCUUUGAGUCCUAAGGAGUGAAUGAAUAUAGCUUAUCUCCUCAUUUUGAGGCUUACCUUGGUCUGCUCCUAAGGCUCCAUACAUUUGUACCUCCUCAUUUAAUACAAGGCUGGAGGCUCUAGUAAAGGAAAUGAAGCCUCUGGUGUUUUGUGUACCUUGUUGUUUGGAUUUUUAAACAUAAAUUAACUUAGUUGUGUUAGUGUAAUAUCCUUCAUAAAGAGAAAUGAAGUAAGAGCUGUAAGUAACAAGCCUGUGCAUCUGUGGAGAGAAAUCCGAGACUGAAAACCUAAAACAGGAAGUGACCUUGUAAAUGAAAUAAUGAGUCCAGCAGGACAGCACACUUUUGAUAACUUGCUGCUUUUCCUUCAAGAAAACAGGUACUUUCUUACCAGAAAAACAUCAGGACAUAUGUGAAUGACAGUGCCUUUACUUUAGAGCUACAAUUCUAACUUGUAUUUUUUUUUAAGUAAAGCAAUUUACAAGCUUUGGUAUUUUAAAUAUUACUUGUUAAAAACAUUUUCUAACUAAUGUUACUACAGCACUGCAAUGCCACCACUGAUAAGGGACAAAAUUGGGCCAAAGAUAUAUAUACAAAAUAUAUGUAUUUUAAAUCAGGAAGCUAGUUAGUGGCCCAGCCAAGGGUGUGGAACUCAGCUGUUCCGACUCCUAAAGUCACUCAAAACAGGGUGCCAAAAGGAAAUCUGAACAGUGAGGUACAGAGAAAAACAUCAGGUUACGGAAGGCCUUGAAUUUCAAAAGCAAAAGACAUGAAUUCUGAAUUAGUAAUAUAAAAUCAUGAUAUUAUAGUCUUGGUUCCAGAUGUUUUGUCUUUUAAACUUCUUUCAAUAGAUAUUUAUUAACGUCCAGUUUGCACCAGCUUUGAAAUGGUUGUCAGAAGUAAUGAAAUAUGUUUCCAGCAAGGAGCUGACAGUCUAGUGUUAGGGGGAGACAGUGCAGGCAGUUACACAGUGUGGUGGUGCUUUCAGGGGUAAGUACAGUCCAUGACGACAGAGGAAGCAAGAGGAGUUCCUACAGGAAGUCUGCCCUACAGACAGCUCGCUCCACGUACAGAAAACAAUAUGUGCAGAGGCAAUGAAAAGCAGGGAAGAAAUUUGAUAAUUAAACAUAUGAAGUUCUACAGGCAGAUAAAAGUGGGCUAUCACAAAGCUGAAGGGUCUUAGAGACCACCUACCAUCUUUUGUUUGUACAGCAUUUUCUGGACGAGAUGCAUGCACUCAUUUGGUUCUCACAACUGUCUUUCAAAGUUGAAGUCACAGCUUAGGGAUUAAAAAUGAGCUACUAAAAACAAUGAUUUAGUUACUAGAGAACUGGAUCCCCUUUUACCAUUCACCUUGGUCUUGCGAGCUGAAUGGGAACUGAACCAUUCAUUCAACAAACAGUGCCAGGCACAGUGGUGCAGGCCUGUAAUCCCAGCAGCUCAGGAGGCUAAGGCAGGAGGAUCACAAGUUUGAGGCCAGCCUCAGCAAC
This is a messenger RNA of Sciurus carolinensis (gray squirrel), 2479 nucleotides long. It is a transcript of the gene Tmem45b, whose product is annotated as transmembrane protein 45B. Lineage: Eukaryota; Metazoa; Chordata; Mammalia; Rodentia; Sciuridae. The record is from RefSeq and is a predicted model, not a curated record. The transcript has 7 exons. The coding region runs from base 130 to 957 and encodes 275 amino acids.